AUGGCAGUGGCACCAAUUUCAAUAGAAGAUGCCCUGAAGUUGGGGAGCACUGACUUGCGCUUCACACUGAAUAGAAACGAUGUGUCCAAUGAUGUGCAGGCGGCCUUUUUUACGAACAAAGUGACGACAGUGCAAAAAUUCUCGUCAUUUUUCCGGUCCGAAACGGACUUGGUGGAAGUGCUGCGAGACUCCUUUGGAGUUAAUGCGACUGCAGGUUUGGAACAGAGAGCGCAAGUGGCUUCUGUGAUGUGUGCAUGGAAGGAAGCCCAGACGAAGAUGAAACGUCAGGCGGAAGUGGAGGCAGAAAUGGAUACCAGGGAAUGGACCAAACCUAUCCCGACUGGAGACUAUAUAAGUCUACGCAAUGCCUUCAUGGAGAUACAUGGACGCCUGGAGGACAAAGUGACGCCAUCAAAAGAAUUUUUGGAAAAGAAACUGCAGGAGUUGGAGAAUGGGGAGUUCAGGGCGGAGACAUUGGCUGAGGUGGUAUCCAAAGACGAGGUGGAUCCAGAUGUCUUGGUUCCAGUCUUUGAUUCAAAGGGCAGCUUGACAGUGAAGAAAGGUGCAACAACAGUGGCGUUGCCGUCUGGACCCGAGCAGUUGCGCAGGAGACUGUCGGUUAUGCAGAAUGCCUUGAUUAUGCUGGCUUUGAAGCACACCAACAGGGAAGAAAUCCAGGACAUUUCCAAAGAGCUUUUUGACCGCUACAAGGAUUAUAUCUUGGGCGACUUUGUCUAUGGUUUGUCCGCGACUGAUUUGAAUGGACAACAAAUACAAACUCCACCGUGGAGCCUGGUGCUAUCUUAUGAGCAGGCGAUACGGAAGAAAGCUUAUCAGCUGAUGCUCACUGACAAACUGAAAUUAGGGAAGUGCACUCACAAGGGAUGCAAGUUUGCGCAUCUAUGCAACAAGUGCUUCAAGAAAGGCCACAACGCGAUGAAUUGCAAGGAUGCAAAGGAAGAAUUCAAUAGCAGCUUGGUUGCGAAAACUCUCAAAGAGACUUGGCGUGACAGUGCAAGUGGAGAUGGUGGAUAUCCAGGUGCGACCGCAGAUACGGAGGGAUUGGCACUUUUUGAGAACCCAGAGGAUUUGGGAGCAGUGAAGUCUGGAGAGAACCAGGGAAACAGACCUUCUAGCAUGUGGCAGUGGCUGGACUUUGACACGUUGUUAAAAAAGGAGGGCAUCACAACAGCGGCUUUUUACCAACAAGAUUUUGGGACAGAGUACCUCAAACCGACAAGACUUUUACUCUGCAAGUUUGGGAAGAAACCAUUCUUUGAUGACCAGGGAUACUACAUGGGCCCGUUGCAGCAGAGAGCAGCAACGAAACAGCUCAUUGGUUUUUCUGCAGGACACUUUCAAACUACGGGCACAGAGCAGUGGCCAUCAGAAAUGUGCAAAUGGAUUGCUGGAGAGAUAUUGGGAAGUUUUCUGCAAAAAACAUCCCAGAAAGAAACCACCAUUGUCACUGCAACCGAGGGGGCUGGAGACAAACUGGACAAUGCUGCUUUUCCGGUUUCAAAGCCCGAAGGCAGAAAGCUGGUUGGAGGUAUGGGAGAACCGAGAUUCUGUCAUACCCCGGGGAAAUCAAGGGCCUUUCAUGACGGAGCAGGUUUGGCUUCGAUGGGGCGUUGGGAUGUGGAGAAGCGUAUUUGGUCACAGAACAAUUUUUGGAAGAUUCUCAGGGAAAAGACAGUGCAACUGGUAAUUGAGCAUUUGCCACCAGGGACUAACCUGGACAGGACUUGUUUUGAAAUGGCGGUCAAAGGGGAAGCUGGUUGUUCUUUGGUAAAAAACGAGGAGCUCAAGCAGGGCUUGCGUGAACUGUGGAUAGGGCUCCUACAGGAGCAUGGUUGCAAGGGAGAGCACUUGGACAACGUGGCGGAGGGGCAACCUUUUUUCUUGCGCCUCAUGCGAGAGUUAUUGGUGAAGUGCGAGGAUCCUGACAGAGAUUUUCUUCUACAAGGAGAAGAGGGAUACCCUGUAGGUAUCCUGAAACCUUUGCCACGCACACCUCACAUAUACGAGGAGCAGACUGCUUGGAAGUUGGAGGCAGACCCCUUCAUGCAGGGGGAAGUUUGGAGAAACAACUAUGAGUCGGUCCAAGAGCACGAAGACUUUGUUAGGGAGCAUUUUGAACAGGAGUGUGCGGAAGGGCUCAUGCAGAAAAUGCUGUUGGAGGAAGCAAAGCAUAGAUUUGGGGAUCAUGUGGCAAUCUCUUCAUUGGCAGUGCUGGUGGAGGAUGCGGAGUCAGGUAAAAGGAGAAUCAUCCAUGAUGCGACUCAUGGUACAAAACUUAACCACAGGAUCAAAUGCAGAGACAAAACCCGCAGUCCUGGAGCGAGGGAAAAACAAUACCUUUUGUCUUACUACAAAGAGCGGAGGAAAGCCUUGGUGAGUCUGGUAGGGGACAUUAGCAAAGCGCACAGGCGCUUCCUUCACGAUCCGGCAGAGCGGGGUCUUUUGGCUUGUAGGGUCAAAGAAACUGAUCCUUUCCUGUACGUCAACAACUGUGGAACUUUUGGAGUAGCCAGUGCGAGCUACUGGUGGGGGAGGAUCUCAGGAGCAGGGAUCAGACUGGUCCAUGAAUUGCUGGGGCCGGAGCGAGCAGUGGAGCUUUUAAUUUUUGCAGAUGAUUUGGAAGGUUUGGGUGCAGAUUCUUCAGGCAGACAAGGACUGGUCUUGAGUUUUUUAUAUCUGUCUGCACUGGGCUUCCCUUUUAAGUGGGCCAAGCAAAGGGGAGGACAGAAGGUGGAAUGGAUUGGCCUGUACACUGACUAUGCCACAUUCAGGUUAGGGUUGUCACCACGACGAUCGGCUUGGAUGUGCAAUUGGGUUGGAAGCUUGGCGGCCUCUGGUAAGGUGACACAGAAAGUUUUUGAGCAAGGGCUGGGGAGACUGGGUUUUUCAGCAUCAGCCUUGUUGUGGGAGCGGCCGUUUUUGGGCCCUUUGUAUAGUUGGAAUGCUGCGGUCAGGGGAAAGCGUGGAACUUUGAAAAUCCCAGCCAUGCUGAGAGCGAUACUUCUUUUCUUAGCGGACAGGAUCAAGGCAGGUGGAGAUUUACACACCCCACCACCGCUGGGGGGACCUGACGGGGAACAUCUAUUGUUUUUUACGGAUGCCAAGGCUACAGAACAUUCGGCUUGGAUUGGAGGCUAUAGACAAGACAGCCAGGGGAAGAUUGUUGAGUGGUUUUCUGAAGAAGUAGAUAGAGAGUGGGCGCCAUGGAUCUUUUUGAAACGGGAUCCGAAACGGGUUAUUGCUUCACUGGAACUCUUAGCCAGUCUCGUGGCGGUGAAGUUGUGGGCGCCUCGAGAAGGGCGAAAGAACAUGGCAACAUGUUUUUUGCGAGGGAAGACUGACAACCAGUCAAACACCUAUGCCUUGUCGAAAUGGAUGAGUACCAAAUUUCCUUUGACUUUGCUGAUCAUGGAGUUUUCUGAGACCUUGCGUUUGGGUCGGUGUGAGCUUAGUUUGGAUUGGAUAGCGAGGGACUUUAACCAGUUAGCAGAUGACCUCACCAACAACGAUUUUGAAAAGUUUGUGGGGUUCCCGAGAGUCAGAUGGGAUCCAAAGAGAGAGAAAUGGUUGGUCCUGGAGUCUUUCUUGAAACAUGCGAGCGAAUUCCAUGCUGAAUUGGCGAAAGAAAAGCAGACGAAACGGGUGCUCCCAAAGAAGUUGCCAAAAUCGAAAAGACAGAAACUUGAGAAGUGGUGA
Cladocopium goreaui is the source of this 3717-nucleotide messenger RNA. NCBI's taxonomy places the organism in Eukaryota, Dinophyceae, Suessiales, Symbiodiniaceae. The record is from the annotation of a GenBank genome assembly.